Molecule: messenger RNA, 2369 nt
Organism: Phragmites australis (common reed)
Lineage: Eukaryota; Viridiplantae; Streptophyta; Magnoliopsida; Poales; Poaceae
Exons: 3
Coding region: 179-1882 (567 amino acids)
Molecular function (GO): nucleic acid binding; zinc ion binding
Source: RefSeq, a predicted model, not a curated record
GAUGGUGGAAAAGAAGAGAAAACCCGGCCGCUUUUAAUCAUCGUCGUCGGAAGCUCAAAGUCUCCCCUCCCGUUGUUCAUUUGCUUUUGCUCGCUCCCUUUCCUCUCGCGCCCUCCUCCGCAGGAACAGCAGCCACCAGAACCCUUCCGUUUCCUCGCGCUGCUUCCCCGGCCGACUGAUGGAGUUCACCCGCCGAGGCCCCGCCACCGCCGCGGACGACGAGGACGGCCGCCGCUGCUUCCCCGACCUUCCGCCGCCGCACGGAGACGCGAUGGUGGUGAUCAGGGACGCGCUGCUAUCGCAGCUCCAGAAGGAUCGCAUUCGCCAAGAGAUCAUUGUGGCUGAGCUGGCCAAGAUAGAGCGUGCCAUGGCCAAGCACUCCGCUUCACAUCAUGGCAUUGCCACUGCCCAUGUGGGAAGGGCAGAGCCGGUGUCGUUCACCUUCAGUGAGAAGUUCAUGCCACACGGCAGAAGGCUGGUCGGACUGGAACCUUAUGCGGAUGUGGAUGGGGUCUAUGAUCUGAAGAAGGGUGGAAGGCAGGGAAGUGUAGAAUUGAGGUCCGUGAAGUCUGUCAUGGAAGAUCGCAUCGGUGAAUGCUCGAGACCUUGUUGUAAUGGUAAGGUGGGUCAGGAGAACACAACAUUUGAUGAGCGAAAACUGCAAGAAUGCAAUGAAACUAUACAUCCCAAGGAGACAAUGCCUUCAGUGCGAUGGGGGCUGACAGGAAUAACUAUACCAGUUAAGAAACCAAAGUCACUCCUGAAAUGGAGUUGUGCCAUCUGUCAGGUGCAAACACCCAGUGAGCGCCACUUACAAGAGCACUGGGCAGGGAAGAAGCACCGGUCAAAUGUAGCAGCCUUGGAAUCAACAAACAAUAAUCAGAAGGCAGAAACAACAGUGGAACAUUCUUCGUGUGCAAACCAGAAAACAUCCCCAAUAAAAUGGAGCUGCAGCUCAUGCCAGGCUAAUGGCACCAGCGUAGCAGAUAUGAUGGAGCAUCUCAAUGGAAGCGCACACCAACAGAACAUUGAAGCGCAACACAAGGAAGGCAGUGGCAUGGCUAAGAACGUUGAGCUGCAGGAAGCAAAGUGUCACAAGAGCAAUGUGCCACAACAUGCAGAGAAUCCUCCAAUAUGGAGUUGCAGCAGUUGCCGAGCUAACUGUACUAGUGAAUCAGACUUGGGGAGCCACCUUUUAGCAAAGAUUGAAGCCCUACUGAACGAAAUCAAUAACAUGGCAAAGAAUUCUGAGUCACGGGAAGCGAAGUUGCCUCCAAACAUUGUGCGACAACAUGCAGAGCAGACUUCACAAUCGAAUUGCAGCAUUUGUGAAGCUAAUUGUGACUACCAAUCAGACUUGGAGAACCACCUUGCAUGCAAUAUACAGCAACUGAAUGUCCAGACCCAACACGAAGAAGCCAAGCAAAUGGAAGAUAUUCCACCACAAAUCGCCAAGAACCAACAACCACCCUCAGAACCGGAUUGCAGUAUCUGUCAGGCCAAAUGUAACUCUGAACCUCAAUUUGAGCAUCACAUCAGCAGGAGGCGCAGAAAGAAGAUAGAAGCUCUGCAGAGAGAAGGCAAUGAUGCGGAAUCAAGCGGUCUGAAGCCAGCUGAUAAACUACCUUCAGAUGGUUCUGACAGCAAGUGUGUGAGCUCAGAGGAGGAGAAACAGACGGCAUUACAUUUUUGCGAGGUCUGCAGUUUGCAGUUUAACAGUGGGAAUAUGCUCGCAGACCAUUGUAGGGAGGAAGAACACUUGGAGAAACAGAAGUUACUGAAUUAUUGCAAGGUGUGCGAUUUGCAGUGCAACAGCGAGAAAACGCUAGCUCACCAUCGUACUGGGAAGAAGCACCAGAAAAAGCUCAACGCAAAUAAAUGAAAUGCAGUUGUGGCUUAUGACUGUUAAUACAGAGGUUGUAGAGCAAGACGCCGGCAAGUGCACUUCUGCGUCGGACUUUCAUGAUCACAUCAGGGGCAGGCGGCACCGGGAGGCCCUGCUCGUGGAAUUCAAGAAUUACUCUGAUCGCAAGGGUGGAGACGUGGGGAAGACGACGGCAGGCAUGAAGAGCGCAUAUACUACUGCGAGGUCUGCCACGUGCAGUACAACGGCGAGAAGAGGCUGGCGUCGCGCCUCGGCGGGAAGAGGCACCGGGAGAUGCUCGAGGGGCGCGAUUGAGCCGCAGGACCUCGUUUGAUUUACCAUCUUGUGGGUAGCUACGUAGACCGGUACAUUUGUAGGUCUUUUACUGAAGGAGGCUUUGUGUUAGUGUUACUGCUGCAUAUAGCAGUUCAAUUCUUUCUCGUAUUUGGAACUUACAUUGGGUUGAAUUUGCGAAGAUAUCUUCACAUUUGCUGCUGCGCGCGUA